ACUCUUUGUUUUGGGGGGUGGGCGGGAUCCGCGCCUCAGAAACGGGCCAGGCCAGUAGGUUUCAGUUUGGGUUGCCUACUAGUUUUGAAAGGAAACUGGAAAACAGUUGGAAUUGAAUUGCUAACUGGGAAUCUUUUGCUGAGGAAAAAUGCCAGCUGUGAAAGUUUUGCAGCCUGUACUAAAAAUGAAAGUGGAUGAGCUCUUUUUGUGCUGGUUGAGUGAGACUGCAACACAGAUGAUGCUCAAGGACUAUUUAAGAAGCAUAACCAGUGAAGAGAAAAUUGAAAUUGGUUCUGGUGAUGCUGGGGACAAUAAACAUAUUUUUACUGAGAUAAAUUGUCUCUCCAAGCAGAGCAUGUUAGGCAAUUUGAUGUCUCCUUUAAUUCCUACAAGUCCUCCUGUUCUUUCUGCUGCUCUUCCAUUGGGAACACCAACAAGCCCUCGAAGCUUUUCCAGUAGUCGAGGAGUUCGUAGACCUUCAAGUACCAGAAUGGUUCAGUCAAAGAAAGAAGAACCACUAACACCAGCUUUAAGCCAAAACAUUCCAACAUUUUAUUUCCCUCGAGGAUGUCCACAAGAAAAAGUCAAUAUUGAUGUGGUCAUUGCAAAAGUAGAACAAACUUUCGCUCAGUUUCCAAAUGAGAGAGCAGCAUUAGAAGACAUGGGGAAGGUUGCCAAGGCAUGUGAAUGCCCUCUCUAUUGGAAGGGUCCCCUAUUUUAUUGUGCUGGAGGGGAACGAACAGGAUUUGUAUCAGUUCAUAAAUUUGUUGCAAUGUGGCGAAAGAUACUACAGACUUGUCAUGAUGCUGCUGCAAAGUUUGUUCAUCUUUUAAAGAGUCCCGGUUGUAACUAUUUGGUACAAGAAGACUUCAUUCCACUUUUGCAGGAUGUUGUUAAUAGUCACCCUAGUCUCGUCUUCUUAAAAGAAGCAUCAGAAUUUCAUUCUCGGUACAUUACCACAGUAAUACAGAGGAUAUUUUAUACAGUAAAUAGGUCCUGGUCAGGAAGAAUCACUUGUAAUGAGCUUAGAAAGAGCAGCUUUUUGCAGAAUGUGGCAAUGCUGGAAGAGGAAGUUGAUAUUAACCAGCUGACAGAAUAUUUUUCUUAUGAGCACUUCUAUGUAAUUUACUGCAAAUUUUGGGAGCUGGAUACAGACCAUGACCUUUAUAUUGAUCCAAAGGAUUUAGCACAGCAUAAUGAUCACGCCAUAUCUAAUCGGAUGAUAGAAAGGAUUUUCUCAGGCGCUGUAACAAGGGGCAAGAAAGCACAAAAAGAAGGAAAAAUCAGCUACGCAGAUUUUGUGUGGUUUUUAAUAUCUGAAGAAGACAAAAAGACAGCAACCAGCAUGGAAUACUGGUUUCGCUGCAUGGAUCUUGAUGGAGAUGGCAUAUUGUCUAUGUAUGAACUGCAGUACUUUUAUGAAGAGCAGUGUCAAAAACUGGACAAUAUGGCUAUUGAACCUCUGCCAUUUGAAGACUGUCUUUGCCAGAUGCUUGAUCUUGUGAAGCCAGAGUGCGAAGGGAAAAUAACUCUUCGUGACUUAAAGAAGUGUAAGAUGGCAAAUGUGUUCUUUGAUACCUUUUUCAAUAUUGACAAAUAUUUAGAUCAUGAGCAGAAGGAUCAGUUUUCUAUAUUGCGGGGUGUUGAAAAUGAAAACCAAGAAAUGUCUGACUGGGAAAAAUAUGCUGCUGAAGAAUAUGAUGUUUUGGUUGCAGAGGAAGCAGCUAGUGACCAGUGGAAUGAUUGUUAUGAACCAGAAUUGAACCCUGGAGACCAUCAGAAGACCAACGUUCUAAAAUACCAGAUGGAGAAAAGGCCUUUCUUUGACAUGCCUUCACAUUUGGCUGAUGUGGACUUGGAUGACUAUGACUAUGAUGAAGACUUUGAAUAAACUGUGCUCCCCAGUUUGAAUAAGGACUGUCUGCAGCAGGUCUGCUGAAUCCACAGAGAGCUUUGUUUCUGCGAGGGAGAAAGUAAACUUAGUUGUUUGGCUGCCAAGAUUAAUAUUUUAAUCAUUUAGAUAAUAUUUUGAAGAAAACAAAGUGAGUUUGUAUGGAAUGACACUUUUUGUAUUUAUUCAACAGAUUGUUGAUUGUAAAGUACUUAACUUAUUUAUAGAAAGAUCAUUCUUCCUUUAAGGAAUUAGAUUAUCUUAGUGUUUAAAGUAAACUUUCUGGUUUGUUUUGUUUUUUACAUGGUACUAGAAUUCUUCCUAAUUCCUUCCUGUAUGUAAUAGCUGAGGCUAGAAUUAUCGCUCUUGCAGCCUCUCAGCAGAAAUCCAGUAACUUUGCCAGAAUUCAGAGAGAAACGGGUCACAGCCAGGAGUGAAGAUCAUGGCUAAUUUCUCAAGAGUCAUUGCUUAGACAAGCUGGAUAGACUGUACAUGUGGCAAAAUAUGUCAUGCUCCGAGAAAAAACUGUACCUUUCUUGCCUUUCUCCUCCUCUUGCUCCUUUUCGUUCUGUUCUCUUGAUGCCCAUUACAAAACUAGCUUUUAUCUCUCACACGACUGCAGUGAAUAUUUUUAUUCCCAUGUCAAAGGAACCAAUUUUUAAACAUUAUGUAAGUUUUACUUGAUCUGUUAUGUGCACUGACCUUGUGAUGGGCAUUUAGUGUGUUUCUUCAAUGGUUAGCUAUUGACACAUUCCAUAAAUAUUCAUACCAGUGGUGUCAGAGCAGCUGAACGGUUUGAUGCUUCACUUGCCUACAUAAGGUGAGAGUGCUUACUGGACAAGCCUGAUGUUGCUACUCCAAAAUCAUAAUGGUUUGUAGUGCCUUAAAUUAUCCCAAUAUUCAUCUGAAAAACUGCAUAUAAGCAAAACUCUUGAUGUUAGAUUGUCAUGUAAAGAAAGAAAAGAUGUAAGUUAUUUUGGUUGCAGUGCAGAUGCAUUUAAAAUACGUUGGUUAUUUUCAAAUAAAAAAUUUUCAUAUACAUAA
Eublepharis macularius is the source of this 2935-nucleotide messenger RNA. It is a transcript of the gene PPP2R3B, whose product is annotated as protein phosphatase 2 regulatory subunit B''beta. Gene Ontology annotation, molecular function: calcium ion binding; protein phosphatase regulator activity. Gene Ontology annotation, cellular component: protein phosphatase type 2A complex. Gene Ontology annotation, biological process: protein dephosphorylation. The record is from RefSeq and is a predicted model, not a curated record. The transcript is spliced from 14 exons. Lineage: Eukaryota; Metazoa; Chordata; Lepidosauria; Squamata; Eublepharidae. The coding region runs from base 149 to 1891 and encodes 580 amino acids.